Messenger RNA from Frankliniella occidentalis (western flower thrips), 4835 nucleotides. RefSeq names its product FERM, ARHGEF and pleckstrin domain-containing protein 1. Lineage: Eukaryota; Metazoa; Arthropoda; Insecta; Thysanoptera; Thripidae. Gene Ontology annotation, cellular component: cytoskeleton. Gene Ontology annotation, molecular function: cytoskeletal protein binding; guanyl-nucleotide exchange factor activity. The record is from RefSeq and is a predicted model, not a curated record. The coding region runs from base 470 to 3856 and encodes 1128 amino acids. The transcript has 24 exons.
CGCUCGUGUCGAGAGUCAGUGGAGCUGGCUGGUGCGGUGCGGUGAUAUGGCCGUACGGACCUGAGGUCAGGACAGCAGGGCCCAACGGCUGUCCCGUAGGACAUCCUGAACGGCCUCGUGCAGGCCGAGGAGCCGGAGCCGAGCACGGCCCGGGCCGCGACGAGUCGAGCGCGACCGCGAGCGCCUGGAUGUGGCGGGGAGUGGCUGGAGCGCUGCGGCGGCGGCGGCGACAGUAGUAGCAGCAGCGCGAGCGUCGAGGCCUGGCGCAGCGAGUACGCCGCGAUACUGAGGUUGACGUAAAGCCCUGCAAAUGCCCUGGUGAUCAGGCGCGUCCACUACGGGCCCGACCCAAGUCCUCCGCCAACGCCCUGGCCGUGGGAGAUACGCCCCUGCUGCAGCGCUGGAUCCUGCCUGAAGGAUGAAGGCGCGUUGACGUGCGGCUGAUGCGGCGCCGGCCAGGCGCUGGCCGAUGGAGCUGCCGUCCUCCCUGCCGCACUCGCGCAGCACGCCCGCCGUGCACCGCGCCCCGCCCGCCCCGCACCGCGCCCCGCACCCCGGCGGCGGCAGCAGCGGCGCCAGCGGCCGGCCCGGGCCCAGCGGCAAGAUGCUGGCCGUGCGGGUGCUCAAGCUGGACGACGAGGUCACCAUCUUCCAGGUCCAGUCCAAGGCCCUGGGUCGUGUUCUAUUUGAACAAGUUUGCAACCAACUUCAUCUGCUCGAAGCAGAUUAUUUUGGUCUAGAAUAUGAAGAUAUGAAUGGGUGCAAGUAUUGGUUAGACUUAGAGAAAGCAAUGACCCGACAAGUGGGUCUUUCCCUUGUGGACCCAUACAUGCGGUUUUGUGUCAAAUUCUAUACUCCAGAUCCAGCUCAGCUUGAGGAAGAAUUCACCCGGUAUCUUUUUUGUCUCCAAAUAAAGCGUGAUCUUGCAAGAGGAGAUAUUCAAUGUAAUGACAACACUGCAGCAGUGUUGGCAUCUUACAUAGUACAAGCUGAAUGUGGUGACUUUGUACAAGAAGACUACCCAGAUCACACUUACUUGUCUUCAUAUAAAUUUGUUCCUCAUCAAGAUGCAGAACUUGAAAGAAGAAUUAUGGAAAAUCAUCGAAAACUUGUGGGACAAUCACCAGCAGAAGCAGAUUUAAAUCUUCUUGAAACUGCAAGAAGAUGUGAACUUUUUGGGAUGAAAAUGCAUCCUGCCAAAGAUCAUGAAGGAGUGCCUCUUAACUUAGCUGUAGCUCAUAUGGGAAUAGUAGUCUUCCAAAACUACACCAAAAUUAAUACAUUUUCAUGGGCCAAAAUCAGAAAAAUUAGUUUUAAAAGGAAACGAUUCCUUGUUAAGCUUCUCCCUGAAGGAUAUGGCUACUACAAGGAUACUGUUGAAUUUUUGUUCGAUGGUAGAAAUGAAUGUAAAAAUUUCUGGAAAAAAUGUGUUGAGCACCAUGGAUUUUUCCGUUGCUCCCAAGUCAAAACUGUACCACGUCAGAAAACCAGAGUUCUCAGCCGUGGAAGCUCAUUUCGGUAUAGUGGAAAAACUCAGAAGCAGAUGGUUGAAUUUGUUAGGGAAAACUACAUAAAACGACAAACAUUUCAAAGGGAUGAAGGGGCAGCUUCAACUCCUGCCGAUGCGUGGUCGCAAUCGUUUCGCCACUCCAGUUCUGUUCAUUCUAGUGUGGCGAACGUGGGCGGCAGCAUUUCAGCUCACCCAUUGUUGCCUCUGGGUGAUAACGAAGUUGUGGGCACACAAGCGUCGCUAUCCUGCGGCUCCAUGACGCUCAACUCGAUGAACGAGACGGGGCCGGAGCAGGGAGAGCAUCGCCGGACAGGACAGUACCACACGUCGCAGUCUCAGCAGCACCAGCCCCGCUACCGAACUACCAGCCUCACUACGUCCACCAACACGCCCACCCACACUGCCAACAUGGACGUGGAUAUGGACACGUCCCCGGAGUGCGGGGCGUCGCUCACGUCCAGCCCUACGACGCAACACUACUACCCCAGGGACCGUGCUCAGGCCCAGAGGGACGGCAGUGUGGCCGGCACUGCCACCGGACAGGCUGUGGAGGAGGAGGAGGACAGUCCCUUCCACCAGCAGCAGCAACAGCGUGCAGAAAAAGAUGUUGUAACUCCAACUGCUCCAGAUAUACCACCUCUGCCUACCUCAGACCUGGACUUCAAGAAGGACUCUGGCAAACUAAUCACCAAUGGCAAUAAUGUUCUCGAUAAUCAAAGUAUUAUUUCUCAAGACCUCAAAUCUCCGUCUCUUAGCCCAAUCAAGCCUAAUCAAGAUGAAGUGGACAAUCGUAAUGGCUUAGCAGAAACUGAAACAAACAUUAAGAAAAAGAGACAUACUACAGAUCGAGCAUACUUUAUUGCUAAAGAAAUGCUGAUGACAGAGCGUACAUACAAGAAAGACCUUAGUGUCAUUAAUGUGUGGUUCCGAGAUGAAGUCGAAAAAGAAGACAAUAUGCCAACAGAGGUUCUGAACACACUCUUCUCUCUCAUUGACCCUAUAUAUGACCUUCACUUGAGAAUUUUGAGGGAUGUUGAGCAGCGAGUUACAACUUGGGAAAACUGUUUGGAUGUCCAACAGCAGCACAUGGGCUGCAUUCUUCUAACCAACAUGGAUUUGAUUUUGCAACUAUAUGGUCGUUAUUUGGAUGAACACUACUCUGUACUGGAGAGCUUGGAUUAUGCUUUCCGUAAAAAUACAAACUUUGAGCAAGUUUAUCGCGACUUUGAACUACAGAAAGUAUGUUAUCUUCCUCUUACUGCGUUUAUUUUGAAACCUCUCCAGCGACUCCUACAUUAUGAAACAUUGCUGGAACGCCUCAUCCGUCACUAUGGAACGCAGCAUUCUGAUUAUCAGGAUUGUUUACUUGCAAAACAACAACUUGGUACUAUACUUCAAAGUGUACCUGACCUUCUGAAGAGCUCUGAAAACUUAGUUCAACUUUGUGAGCUCCAGAGGGAAACAGUUGGUUUUGACUGUCUUGUGCAGACCAACAGGGAGUUUUUGCGUCAAGGCUGUUUAUUAAAACAUUCCCGAAAGGGAUAUCAGCAAAGAAUGUUUUUCUUAUUUUCUGAUGUGCUCCUAUACACAAAUCGUCUUCAGUACCCAAGCCUGCAUUUCAAAGUGCAUGGUCUCAUGCCCUUGAGAGGAGUCAUGGUGGAAGAAGCGGAGUACAAAAUGGGUGCUAACUACUGCUUUACCAUUUAUGGUGGCAAUAGGGCCUUAACUGUUGCUGCAAGCAGUCAGGAAGAGAAAGAUAAAUGGCUUGAAGACUUAAAAUCAGCGAUUCAAAAUGUUAGAGACUGCAGUGAAGAUAAGCUGCAGUAUUUAAGCUUAAAGUCUUGUAGCUCAUCUGAUGAAAUCAUUGAUAAAUGUGGAGAAAUGAACAUUGACCGUGACAAAGUGGCUCCGUCUCCUCAGCGAAGCAACACUACAGUUCAAGUUUGUUGGCAUCGAAACACAAGCAUUAGCAUGAGUGAUCAGCUUCGUGGAGUAGAGAAUCAGCUCAGUGGAUUCCUGCUAAGAAAAUUCAAAAACAGCAAUGGAUGGCAAAAAUUGUGGGUUGUAUUUACUAGUUUUUGCCUAUUUUUCUACAAAUCUUUCCAGGAUGAUUCACCUUUGGCAAGUCUUCCUUUGUUGGGAUAUACCGUGAGCCCACCAUCAGAGAGUGAUGGUAUUUAUAAAGAUUACGUGUUCAAAUUACAAUUCAAGAAUCAUGUCUACUUCUUUAGGGCUGAAAGCAAGUACACAUUCAGCCGGUGGAUGGAAGUUAUUAGUAGUGCAACGCAACACUCAGGACGAAUGCGCUUGUUCAGUCGUAAAGACAGUGCCUUUGAACGAACUUGAUGCUUUAUUGAAUUUUCCUAAACGCUGACUUUGAAUGUGUUGGGAAAUAGUUCCUAAAAAGCAAACUGAAACUUUUAAAUUUUUUUUUUGUAAAAUUGGUGCUCAGUCCAAUUUUACAUCUCUAACCCACAGGAUUUCAAAAGUUUGCAUUUAAUGAUUUAUUUUGCAUUUGUGACUCUUUGUAAAGAUUUUACUUAAGGGACCAUAUUUAUUGACGGGUACAAUUUUUUACAUUUACACCCUUUAUGUAUCUUGUUGGGACUUUUUCACAUACUUUGAUUAGUUAAAGUUUUUAUUACAUAAAAUUUCUCUUGAUUUGAAGUGAUACUUCAUUAACUUCUUGUGAAGUAUGUAUUGUGUAUGUACUCAAGUUUGAAAUUACUGUUUGGGGAAAUUGUACUUUUUGCACAUGCACACUUUUUGUCAUUCCACCUUUAUAUACUGGCAGCUAUCUUGUCUAAUCUCUCACUCUCCCCCUCUCUCCUUCUCUCUUUGUCUAACAAUUUAAUCUAUAGGAUGGUCAUACUUCAGUUUUUGUUUUUCUCAGAGGAAAUAUCAACUGUAUUCUUAUGUUAUAGGUACCAAAAUAAUUAAUCAGACUUUGCUGUUAGAGAUCAUUUAAGAUAGCAAAGCCAUUUUAAAAAUGUGACUGCCUGUUUAGCUGUCCUGCCUUGUAGCUAGUCGUUUUGAGCUUUUUUUAUUCCGAGUUUUUUUUUGGUUCUUUAUUACGUGGAUGUUACUUCUUUUACAGAAUAGGAUUGCAUUUAAUAGUAACCAGAAAAGACAAUACUUUGUGUUAGUCCUUGUUGUCUAUAAAUAUAUAUCUUGGAGGUUUUGGUAUACAUUGUAUUGUUUAUAGUUAUAUUAUUUCAAAUUGUUGUUAUCAAUUGUUGCAUAAUGUUAUUGAGUGUUUUAUUGAAGUGUACUGAUCUGUCCAAAGCAGUCCCCAUAUAGAUCAAUAAAAUUGAUUUAUUUCUCA